AUGCUCUCAAGGCUCGUAUGCUCCCAAGGCUCGUAUGCUCUCAAGGCUCGUAUGCUCCCAAGGCUCGUAUGCUCCCAAGGCUCGUAUGCUCUCAAGGCUCGUGUGCUUCCAAGGCUCGUAUGCUCCCAAGGCUCGUAUGCUCCCAAGGCUCGUAUGCUCCCAAGGCUCGUAUGCUCUCAAGGCUCGUAUGCGCUCAAGGCUCGUAUGCUCUCAAGGCUCGUGUGCUCCCAAGGCUCGUAUGCUCUCAAGGCUCGUAUGCUCUCAAGGCUCGUAUGCUCCCAAGGCUCGUAUGCUCCCAAGGCUCGUAUGCUCUCAAGGCUCGUGUUGUAUUCUGGACUCAUACCGGACGCCCCUUGGACGUAG
This is a messenger RNA of Guillardia theta CCMP2712, 363 nucleotides long. RefSeq lists its product as hypothetical. The record is from RefSeq and is a predicted model, not a curated record. Lineage: Eukaryota; Cryptophyceae; Pyrenomonadales; Geminigeraceae. The coding region runs from base 1 to 363 and encodes 120 amino acids. The transcript has a single exon.